Molecule: messenger RNA, 2280 nt
Organism: Melozone crissalis (California towhee)
Lineage: Eukaryota; Metazoa; Chordata; Aves; Passeriformes; Passerellidae
Gene: BEST1
Product: bestrophin 1
Exons: 9
Coding region: 1-2280 (759 amino acids)
Molecular function (GO): chloride channel activity
Source: RefSeq, a predicted model, not a curated record
AUGACAGUGACCUACACCAACCGCGUGGCUGAUGCCCGCCUGGGCACCUUCUCCCAGCUCCUGCUCCAAUGGAAGGGCAGCAUCUACAAACUGCUCUACUCCGAGUUCCUCAUCUUCAUCUCGCUCUACUUCACCAUCAGCCUUGUCUACAGGCUGAUCCUGAGCGAGAGCCAAAGGCUGAUGUUCGAGAAGCUGGCGCUGUACUGCAACAGCUACGCCGAGCUAAUCCCCGUGUCCUUCGUGCUGGGCUUCUAUGUGGCCCUGGUGGUGUCCCGCUGGUGGGCCCAGUACGAGAGCAUCCCAUGGCCAGACCGGAUCAUGAACCUGGUGUCCUGCAAUGUGGAUGGGGAGGACGAGUAUGGGAGGCUCCUGCGCCGCACCCUGAUGCGCUACAGCAACCUGGUCAGCGUGCUGAUCCUGCGCUCUGUCAGCACUGCUGUCUACAAGCGCUUCCCCAGCAUGGAGCACGUCGUGAGGGCAGGCCUCAUGACACCAGAAGAGCACAAGAAGUUUGAGAGCUUGAAUUCCCCCCACAACAAGUUCUGGAUUCCGUGCGUGUGGUUCUCCAACCUGGCUGUGAAGGCGAGGAAUGACGGGAGGAUCCGGGACAGCGUGCUGCUCCAAGGCAUCCUGAAUGAGCUCAACACCUUGCGCAGUCAGUGUGGGAAACUCUACGGAUACGACUGGAUCAGCAUCCCCCUGGUCUACACCCAGGUGGUGACCGUGGCUGUUUACAGCUUCUUCCUGGCCUGUCUGAUUGGGAGGCAGUUCCUGGAUCCAGAGAAAGCAUAUCCUGGCCAUGAGCUGGAUCUCUUUGUGCCCGUCUUUACAUUUUUGCAAUUCUUCUUCUAUGCUGGCUGGUUAAAGGUGGCUGAGCAGCUCAUCAACCCUUUUGGGGAGGACGACGAUGACUUUGAAGCCAACUGGCUCAUUGACAGGAACCUGCAGGUCUCCCUCAUGGCAGUGGAUGAGAUGCACCAGGAUUUACCCAUUCUGGAGAAGGACCUGUACUGGAACGAGCCUGACCCUCAGCCACCCUACACUGCUGCCACCGCUGAGUACAAGCGCCCGUCCUUCCUGGGCUCCACUUUUGACAUCAGCAUGCAGAAAGAAGAGAUGGAGUUCCAGCCCCUGGAGCAGAUUAAAGAGAACGAGGAGGCCAACCACUCCACUCCCUUGCUGGGACACCUGGGCCGCCUCCUGGGUGUCCAGUCCCCAAACUUCUCCAGGUCCUCUUCUCGGAUGAACCUGCUGCGCCGGCGAGGAGAUCCCGCGUCGCCCUUCUCCCAUUAUACCUACCAGGACAUGGGGAAGGCUGGAAGCCCUUGUGGCAUCAAUCAGCCAAGGGGAGACUCCCAGGAGCAGUGGGACAGCGAAGAGGGAAAACUGAGGGAGUUUGAUGCUUUCAUGUCCACGCCCUUCUACGAGAGGCCUGGGUUCUACAGCGCUCCACAGACACCCAUCAGCUCCAUCCCCAUGAUUUUCCCUUCCCGGCGCCCAGGGCGCAAGAAGCCACCGGCGCUCUCCAGCAUUGCCGCGUGCUCCACUUCCCUUCGGGAUGUCAUUGUCAACGCCUCCCCUUCCAGGGCCAGCGAUGUGGACAAGAGUCAGAGUUCCCUGGGCUCUGCUGCAAAGGAAACCUUUGUAUGGCCAACAGAGCGGAGUAAAGGCCCUGACUCUGUGGCCGUGACAGUAGAAGAAGGAAAGAGCAGCUCCAGGGAAGCCGCCACUACAGGAAGUCCAGGAGCACAGUCCACAGCAUCCAAUAGCCCCAAAUUCCCCUUCCUGCCAGAGCCCCCUGAGCAUGAGAAGCACGGCAGCUUCAAAAGCCUGAAGAGCUCCAAAGCCUCACGCCCACCCUGGCUAAACCUGGAGAGCACAGCCUCAGCCACUCCCAAUUCGGAGCAUUCCAGUGCCUUUCACACCCCCAGCAACAAAACCCCUGGAGGCAGCACCUCCCUCUGCUUCUCCUUCACUCCCGUCACCUCUCCAGCGAUGGAAAGGUCCCACAAGGACAACCUGGGCCCUGAGGCUCGCAGCCUGAGUUUGGAAGAUGCAGCCAGUGCUCCAGAGCAGCACCCAGAGGUUUCCAGGAACAUGAGAGACCCUGGGAAUGGAAACACCAAUCCUCCAGCACCCAAAGAGCCCAGGAGAGCAGAGAGUCCAUCCCCCAACGACUCUGGAAUCUCCCUAGCUGAGGGUGACUAUGUGGGGCUGAUGGAGGUGAUCCUGGAGGCCAGUGAAAGCCCAGGGGAGGAGCAGAUGGACCAGUACAGCUAA